CAGAGAGGCCGCGCGCAUAGGCUGUAACAAUAACACACUGCAGCCCUUCGACGCGUUCGCAGCGGAAAGCGCGAGCUAUCCAUACGCCAAAGCGAUGCCCGCGAAGAAAGCCGCCGCCGGCACGCCUGCGGCGAGGUCGCCGCCCCCAAAGUCGGCGCGCCAGGAGGUGCGGCAACUGCGCGGCGAGCUCGAGGAUCUCUUGCAGGACAUCGACGCCGACGACGCGGCGCCGGCGCCCGGGCCGGGCGUCGUCGACGCAGCCAUUUUUGAUUCCGGCGACCACGAUCGAGAAAGUUUAGCAAGGGAAGCGCUGCGACGAGCAUUAGCCCAGGAGCAGGACGCGCACCGGCGGACCGCUGCUGGUGUUGACAGUGUGAGGCUGGAGGCGGAGGAAGCGAGGGCGCACUUCCAGGUCGCGCUCGCGACGGAACGAGCAGAAACGGUCAGACUGAGGAGUUUAGUGAGGAAGCUCUCGGUCGCCUCGUCGGGCCAAGCUCUGGUAGAUGACUACGAACGCCAAUUGGAGAAGCUCAAGAAGCGCAACGCGCGGCUGCAACGUAGGAAUGUGCAAUUGGAACUGGCGCGACGCUCGUCUACAACAGCAAAACCGACGCCACUGCUGCGCGUCGCGAAGCGCCAGGCCAAAGAACUGAAAAGGCUGGAGACGGAGAACGACUUGCUGAAGAAGAAGAACCGGAAGCUGCCUCUUGCUUUACGGAUAGCCAAGUCGCAGACGUCCGUCGCGACGCGGAGAACGAACGAGGUCCAAUCUCACCAAAAAUUGUUAGCUGAUGAAAGAUUAAGGGCCGCGGCGUUGCAGGGUCGCAACGAGCUCUUGGAGGCGGAACUGAGGCUGUGCCAGAGCGACAUCCGAGAUUUGUCUUCGGAUCGGGCCGCGCUUGUAGCUAAAUUAGGCCAGCUGCGCGACUUCGUGAACGCUCUACCGGCGGCGCGGUUUUCUGAUUAUCAGCAGGACGAGCCGAAGCGGGGCGGCGUGCCGCCGCCUCCUAGACGGCGGAACUUCGCGGCGCCCGGGCCGCCGCGGCCGCCGGUCGGGCCGCCGCCUUGCGACGAGGCGCGUUAG
Pelagomonas calceolata is the source of this 1084-nucleotide messenger RNA. NCBI's taxonomy places the organism in Eukaryota, Pelagophyceae, Pelagomonadales, Pelagomonadaceae. The record is from the annotation of a GenBank genome assembly.